Messenger RNA from Protopterus annectens (West African lungfish), 4012 nucleotides. RefSeq names its product glutamate receptor ionotropic, NMDA 2D-like. The record is from RefSeq and is a predicted model, not a curated record. Gene Ontology annotation, cellular component: postsynaptic density membrane; NMDA selective glutamate receptor complex; plasma membrane. Gene Ontology annotation, molecular function: NMDA glutamate receptor activity; transmitter-gated monoatomic ion channel activity involved in regulation of postsynaptic membrane potential. Gene Ontology annotation, biological process: synaptic transmission, glutamatergic; excitatory postsynaptic potential; long-term synaptic potentiation. NCBI's taxonomy places the organism in Eukaryota, Metazoa, Chordata, Ceratodontiformes, Protopteridae. The transcript is spliced from 14 exons.
CCUGCUAUUAGAGAUGAGUCUCCAUGCUGUUGUCUCUGCUGCGUUUGGUAGAAUGCUGUUCCUCACCACCUUAGCAUGUGCCAGUCCUUUCUUGGGGAUUCGGGAAGAGAGUCAACGAACCCUUAAUGUAGCUAUCAUCUUUGGUGGCUCAAGCUAUCUGCAUAAUAAUACUCGCUUUACACCCUUAGACUUUCAGAAUUUCACAUUAGACAUCAAUCCUGUACCAGUUUACUUAAAUGAUACAAACCCAAAGACUCUGAUCAAUCAGAUCUGUGAUGUACUUUCCAGUCUUCGCAUACAUGGGAUAGUCUUUGAAGAUGACACCCAGACUGAGUCUUUGGCACAGAUCUUGGAUUUUGUCUCUGUCCAGACAGCUGUCCCAAUCAUUGGAGUUAAUGGAGGAUCGGCUAUUGUUUUUACCCCCAAAGAAAAAGGGUCAACAUUUUUACAGCUGGGGUCCUCCACGGAGCAGCAGUUGCAAGUAAUCUUUGAGGUACUGGAGGAGUAUGACUGGACUUCCUUUGCUGUUAUCACCUCCCUCUUUCCGGGUUAUGAAGAUUUUGUUGAUUACAUUGAAGUUCUUACUGACAGCAGCUUCAUUGGAUGGGAAAACCGGGGCACCCUCACCCUCAAUGUGACAGCAGAAAAUAACAGUGGGAAGACAAAGCGACUUCUAAAAGAGGUAGCAGCGCAAGUGCGAUUGCUUUACUGUUCGCGGGAAGAGGCAGACAUUAUAUUCCAAGCUGCAAAGGAUGUUGGACUGACAGGAUCAGGGUAUAUCUGGUUUGUGGUAGGAACAAACCUUGGUGGAACAGAUUAUGUCUCAGAACACUUGCCACUGGGAGUAUUUACUGUGUUAUCAGAUGGAUGGAAGGAUGACCUUUAUCAUCGUGUUAGAAAUGGAGUGGCCAUAAUUGCACGUGGAGCAGAGGCUUUCUUAAAGGAUUAUGGGCUUCUUCCAGAAUUUAACAAUGACUGUAAGGCACCCAACAUGACACGAAUAAGUGAAAACCUUCACAGGUAUUUUAUGAACAUCUCCUGGGGUCAGAAAGAUUUCUCCUUUAAUGAGGAUGGUUACUUGAUUAAUCCCUCUCUGGUAGUAAUUGCCCUAAACAAGGAACAUUCCUGGGAAAUGGUUGGAAGAAUGGAGCAUGGUGUCCUGCAGUUGAAGUAUCCUGUCUGGUCACGGUAUGGCACCUUCCUUCAGCCACUGGAUGAUGACCAACACCUAACUGUGGUCACACUGGAAGAAAGACCCUUUGUGAUAGUAGAGGAUGUAGAUAAAGAUACUGGGACAUGCAUUCGGGACUCCGUACCCUGCAGAAAACAGCUCAACAAGACCGUAAAACCACCUCCAUCUGCCCACAGACCUACACAAUGAUGUUGCAAGGGGUUCUGUAUUGAUAUCCUUAUCCGGCUGGCCAAAACUAUUGGAUUUACAUAUGACCUUUACCUUGUGACAAACGGCAAGCAUGGCAAAAAGAUCGAAGGUGUUUGGAACGGCAUGAUUGGUGAGGUGUACUACCAGCGGGCAGACAUGGCUAUAGGAUCUCUGACUAUCAAUGAAGAGCGUUCUGAAAUCAUCGACUUCUCUGUGCCAUUCGUAGAGACUGGAAUCAGUGUCAUGGUGUCCAGAAGUAAUGGCACUGUUUCACCUUCAGCAUUUCUUGAACCUUACAGCCCAGCAGUGUGGGUCAUGAUGUUUGUUAUGUGCCUGACAGUCGUAGCAGUAACCGUCUUCAUCUUUGAGUACUUCAGCCCAGUGGGUUACAACCGCAGUCUUAUCAGUGGAAAGCGUCCUGGUGGAUCACAGUUCACCAUAGGGAAGUCCAUCUGGCUGCUGUGGGCACUGGUGUUCAAUAACUCAGUACCAGUAGAAAAUCCAAAGGGGACAACCAGUAAGAUCAUGGUACUGAUUUGGGCCUUCUUUGCAGUCAUCUUCCUUGCCAGCUACACAGCUAAUCUGGCUGCUUUCAUGAUUCAAGAGGAAUAUGUUGACACAGUAUCUGGGUUAAGUGACAGGAAGUUUCAAAGACCCCAAGAACAGUACCCACCCCUGAAGUUUGGCACAGUACCCAAUGGAAGCACAGAGAAGAACAUCCGGAGCAACUACCCUGACAUGCAUACUUACAUGAUCAAACAUAACCAGAAGUCAGUGGAAGAUGCCCUGCACCACCUCAAGACUGGAAAGCUGGAUGCAUUUAUCUAUGAUGCAGCAGUGUUAAAUUAUAUGGCUCGGAAGGAUGAAGGAUGCAAGCUGGUGACAAUUGGGAGUGGCAAGGUAUUUGCAACAACUGGCUAUGGCAUUGCGAUGCAAAAGGGAUCAAAAUGGAAGCGACCUAUUGACUUGGCCCUGCUACAGUUCCUGGGAGAUGAUGAGAUUGAGAUGCUUGAGAGGCUUUGGCUGUCUGGAAUCUGCCACAAUGACAAAAUCGAAGUGAUGAGCAGUAAACUGGAUAUUGACAACAUGGCUGGUGUGUUCUACAUGUUGCUAGUGGCUAUGGGUCUCAGCUUGCUGGUCUUUGCCUGGGAACAUCUCAUCUACUGGAAACUUCGUCACUGUAUGCAGCACACCGGGAGACUUGACUUUUUGCUUGCUUUCAGCAGGGGAAUGUACAGUUGCUGCAGUGCUGAAGACCCAAAAGAUAAAGAUCAGCAGUUACCUAUUUUGAACCAUUCAUUUGCCCAUCAGCAACCAAGAAUUUCCACAUUAACAAACUCCAUAGCUGCUCCAUUGCCUUGCAACAAUUUUCUGCCUCGUGAAAGGAGAGUUGUGGAACGCUGGCGUCAUGCCCGCAGCCCCAACUGUUACAAAGACCUACAGCCCCCACCGAGAGUUAGCCAGGAGCCCAAGCCUAAGACACCACCAAGUCGCCAUUAUUUGAAGAGUUCUUUUGCUGAUGGAUUUCAUCAGUUUUAUGGGCCUAUUGAGCCUAAAGGCUUGUCAGAGCAUCUGGUGGAAACAGGGCAAGUUCUUUCAAAAGAAAAGACUGCUGGGCUUUGUUCUGUGUCUCCUCCUACUCAGAGAGAUCGAUUUCUGGAGAACCCACCAUCAUAUUUUGCCAUAGUUCGUGAAAAAGAACCACAAGACCACACCAGCUGGCCACAACAGGCACAGAUUCAACAGGUGCAACCUAAAUCUUCAAGGUCAGUGUAUGAAAAUUUCCCACUCACUCAAGUGCCAGGAGGACUCAAGGAAAAACCUCAGAAGGUACCAUUCCUGGGAAGAAGUAAUCAAACUCCUGAGAUGGUGCCGAAGAAAUUAGAACAUGCUGCACUAAGUUUCCAAAAGAGCUUGCCAUCCUGUGAUAUUGAGUGUGACAUCCAUGGCUUGAAGCCUUCAAGAUCACUGAAAAACAUUGCAGAUAAGCAUGGGCUUUGGGUAGAAGGAGAUGGUUCCCCAUAUGGGUAUACGCGUAUUUCAUAUGAAGAUGAGCACCACAGUAGGACCUGUCUGCACCACCAUGAUGAAUGUGACCAUGAAAAUCCAUCAGUUCUACAUGAAAAAUGUAUCAGUCAACCCCAUGUAUGCCGCAGACGUUCACGCCCUCUUGUUAGUGCCAUGCAUUACACUUCUCAGUCACGGUAUAGUGACUUAUCAGACUCAGAUGAGGAUACAUGUGAACGAGAAGGAACAUGCGUUAAGCCAGAUGUUGACCACGAUUGUUGGUACUCUUCAAAGUACUUCUGUACUUAUCCAUCUCGUGACAGUCAGACCUUAAGAAAGCCACUCCGUUACUGGUCAAUGGAUAAACUUGGGAAGUAUCAGCCACUCAGCAUGGAGAAUAUUGUGCCACAUUGUUCAAAUGCUUGUCACUGUGCACUUGUAGAAAUGGUCCCUUUGCACUUCUCAAAGAGUCGUCAUUGUCAUGUGUGUACUGAAGUUUCAGUGGACUUUGAGUCUUCUAUAGUUAGCAAAGGAAUGGAGGGUCAAAAUAAUAGAACUGCAGGUAUAAUAACUUUGUCUACCAUUAAAUCGUUUAAUCUGAAAUCGUCUUUAAUUCAAGAGUGA